Molecule: messenger RNA, 1176 nt
Organism: Drosophila hydei
Lineage: Eukaryota; Metazoa; Arthropoda; Insecta; Diptera; Drosophilidae
Gene: Or85c
Product: odorant receptor 85c
Exons: 3
Coding region: 1-1176 (391 amino acids)
Biological process (GO): sensory perception of smell; detection of chemical stimulus involved in sensory perception of smell
Cellular component (GO): plasma membrane
Molecular function (GO): olfactory receptor activity; odorant binding
Source: RefSeq, a predicted model, not a curated record
AUGGAUAGCCUCAUGAAGUAUGCCAACUUCUUCUACAAGUGCGUUGGCAUUGAGCCCUAUUCGAGUCGCACGCGUUCGAGGGGACCUACAACUUGGAUUACCUUUGUCUUUUGGGCAAACACCAUUAAUGUGAUCAUUGCGGUGCUCGGCGAGGUGGCGUUUGUGAUUAAAGCAUUUGUCACUGGCGAUCAUAUUGUGGAGGCCAUCAUGGUCAUGUCCUACAUAGGAUUCGUCGUGGUGGCCCUUAGCAAAAUGUUCUGUGUGUGGUUGAAAAAAGUGGAGCUCAGCCAAAUCAUUUGGGAUCUUGAGGAUUUAUUUCCACGUGACAAGGUAGCUCAAGCUGCGUAUCGAUUGGAUGAUUAUUUGCAUUCCUGCUCCCGCAUCAGCAUUACCUUUGCCAUGCUCUAUACCGUGCUGAUCUGGACGUUUAAUCUGUUUAAUCUCAUGCAGUAUUUCAUUUAUGACUUGUGGCUGAAUACGCGAGUUAUUACAGAUACUCUGCCCUAUUUCGUGUAUUUACCCGGGCUCUCAGGGGACAAUUGGACCUACUAUCUUCUGCUGUUCUGCGAAAACUUUGCUGGCUGCACCGCGGCAGCGGGUCAAGUGUCUACGGAUUUGUUGCUUUGCGCUGUAGCCACCCAGAUAAUCAUGCACUUUAAUUUCUUGGCAAAGAUGAUUGAGGAUCAGCAGCUGACGGGUAGUUGGGAGCAGGACUCACGGUUCCUUUCUGAUGUUGUAAGCUAUCAUAAUCGUUUGCUGCGUCUCUCCGAUCAGUUAAAUCAGAUAUUCGGUAUACCUUUGAUAUUGAACUUUAUAAUCUCUUCAUUUGUGCUCUGCUUUGUGAGUUUUCAAAUGACCGUGGGUGUGCAGCCCGAUGAGAUGGUCAAACUUCUUUUGUUUCUUGUUUCCUCGCUGUGUCAGGUCUACUUGAUAUGCUAUCAUGGACAGCUGAUAGUCGAUGAGAGUUUUAGCAUUUCUAUGGCCGCUUACAGACACAACUGGAUCAAUACAGAUGUGCGCUACCGCAAAGCUCUUGUCUUUAUCAUAAAGCGCUCGCAGAAGCCAAUUUAUCUAAAGGCAACUGUCUUUAUACAGAUCACCAGAGGCACCAUGACCGAUCUGCUGCAAUUGUCGUACAAGUUUUUUGCGCUGCUACGCACCAUGUACGUCAAAUAG